UCAGUGCUGAACAAAAUGGCGAGCCGUCGGUCAGCGUCUGCGCAACGCUCUAUGACUAGAAGUCGAAAAAUUCUAGCGUUGGUGCCUAAAUGCGGAGCUAAGUCUGAUGUAGAAUCUAGCGAAUCUUCGGAAGAUGAAUUCCAGAUGUGUAGACCUCAUCAAGAUAUCUCCGAAGACAGCUCCCCGGUCCGAUCAAUAGCGUCAUCCGUCGAAAAUGUAAACAUCUCCGAUUCUGAUGACUGUGAGUAUCGAGAAAUAUAUGCCGUUGCUUCUGUCCAUGAAGAACCGAGAAUCAGACAAAACACUACCGACUCUAUUUCAUACUCACCUUCUAUUCUUCAACACGAUCCUGAUAUUAUACCGCCUUCGCCAUCAGUUUAUAUUCCACCGUCACCAUCAAUAGACUCAAUCUGCAGCCCCGCAUCAUUAGCACUUGCCGCAUCUUCAGCCCCUGCCGCAGCUGCCGCAGCUACUGUACGUCUUCGGCGUUAUAAGAAAACUCCGGUAAUCGUAAAAAAAACCGUUUUGAAACCUACCAAACUGUCUCCUAAAUGGACAAAAACGAAAUUUCAAGGAUCAGCAGUUAUAGAAGAUAACAUGUUUUGCGAUUCUACUGAUAUUGAAAAAUCACCGCUUGAUUAUUUUAAGUUAUUUUUUACUGACGAUAUACUAGAACUUAUUGUAUAUCAUUCUAAUUUGUAUUCUGUGCAGAAAAAGGGCACAUCAAUUAAUAUUACCAAAGAGGAUAUUAAAGACUUCAUCGCUAUAAAUAUUUUAAUGGGUGUUGUAGAUAUGCCGGCAUACACCGAUUACUGGUCAAACGAAUUUAAAUACAGUAAAAUUGCUGACGUCAUGACGUUAAAGAAGUUUCAGUGUAUUAGACGUUACAUUCAUUUUAAUGACAACUUAAAAGAUGACGGUGACAGAUAUUACAAAAUAAGGCCACUAAUAGAAAAAGUUCGUCGUAACUGUGCGUCCAAUAUUCCUGAAGGAAAACGUUUUAGCAUCGACGAGAUGAUGGUGCCUUAUAAGGGUACUAGAGCCGGAAGCCGAAAACAAUACAUAAAGAAUAAACCCAAAAAAUGGGGCUUUAAGUUUUUCGUUCGUGCUUCACCAUCCGGCCUAGUACAUGAUUUUAUCAUUUAUGGAGGAGAAGACACUUUCAGACUCCAUACUUUUGCUGAAAAAGAAAAAAGUAUGGGUCUUGGAGCCAAGGUUGUAAUAGCUUUGGCCAAAUCAAUCAAGCAAAAACCAUGCUCCGUACUAUACUUUGACAACUUUUUUACGUCAAUUGAAUUGAUGCAUCAUCUAAGGAAUGAGUAUGGUAUAUUCUCCUUAGGUACAGUCAGGACAAAUCGGCUUCGUGGGGCAGAGAAAAAAUUACCAAGUGAUAAGGAGAUGAAAAAAAAGGGCAGGGGAGCUUUUGCACAGGUCGUGUCAAACGAACACAACAUCGCUGUUGUGAAAUGGUUCGACAACAAGUGUGUGGUAGCUGCAAGUACUUAUGUGGAUGCUCACCCUGUACAUAACAUAAUGCGAUACAAGAAAGAAGAGAAGAAAAAAGGUCUCGUCACAUGCCCAAAUUUAAUAAAGCACUAUAACGCUAAUAUGGGUGGGGUCGAUCUAGCCGACAUGUUAGUUGCUUUAUACCGUACUGAUUUAAAAGGACAUCGUUGGUAUUUAGUAUUAUUUUCUCAGAUUCUGGACAUCUGUGUCAAUAAUGCCUGGUUGCUAUAUCGUCACGAGAACAGUGGUAAACAAAAACUAUUGCAACUCAAAAAGUUUCGAGUCACUUUAUUUAGGCAACUGCGUUUUUUUGAGAGGAGUUCUAAUAUACAACCAGAUGCCAUUUCCAAAACUGAGAGAAAAAUAAAAAAGCCUGUUGCGGAGAGGCCUGAUGAUGCUACUCGUUACGACCUAACUGGACAUCUUCCUGCUUUUAUGACAAAAGGCAGAUGUAGACUAUGUACUAAACAUCAAACCAAAUUUUUUUGUCCAAAGUGUAACGCACGACUGUGUAUAGUUGAAGGGCGAAAUUGCUUUAUAGAUUUUCAUAUUAAGUAGUAUUUAAGUUUUUCA
Spodoptera litura is the source of this 2079-nucleotide messenger RNA. The record is from RefSeq and is a predicted model, not a curated record. Lineage: Eukaryota; Metazoa; Arthropoda; Insecta; Lepidoptera; Noctuidae.